UAAUUGAAUUUUAUUCAAUUAAGUUCGAAUAAGUUUAGUUAUGAUAUAGUUCGAAUAUAUUUAUUCGAAUAUAUUUUUUCGAACUAAAAAAAAUCAAACUGUAAGACCAACACAACUACGCGAUGAGUUUGAGUAAACUUUUUGCUGGUAGGAAAAGGAAUAGUUCAGUAUGGAAAUGGUUUAAAUACGAUGCGUCAUCCGACAAAUCAGUAUGUUUAGUUUUACUUGAUGGUGAAAAAGUAUGCAAUACAAAGUUGUGUGGAAAGAACCCAACAAAUCUUAAACUACAUUUAGCAAGAAACCAUAAGUCUGUACACGUUGAGCUGGAAGAGUCGGAAUUAAAGAAAUUAAGUGAAAAAAAGCAAACAGGGAUAAAGAGAAAAGCAGUGGAUAAAAAUGGACCCACUCUUUUAGAAUCGUCCUCAAAUCAGAACCAGACCUUGAUUCGAUGCAUUAAUCGUAGGAAUACCGCAUGGCCUAUUAAUUCACACGAGCAUAAAAUUCGACUAAACUCUCUUAUUCAAAUGAUAAUUGCAACAUGUAAUCCAGUGACAUUGGUGGAUAAUGCGAGUUUUAGAAAGUUAGUUAAUACCUUGGAUUAUAAAUUUUCAUUGCCUGCUUCUGCCAAAAUUACUAGCCUACUUAAUGAAGAAUUUACUGUUUUAACGAGAAAACUUCGUGACUUCAUAUCUGAAGGCAGGCGCUUCACAAUAUGCCUUGAUGGCUGGACUAAAAAAGGUCUUACUGCGUCUUUUUUAGGAAUUUCGGUUUGUUUUUUUCACUUCAAAUCCGAAAAACCAAUACAUGCUCUGCUUAAUUUGUAA
This is a messenger RNA of Hydra vulgaris (swiftwater hydra), 824 nucleotides long. NCBI's taxonomy places the organism in Eukaryota, Metazoa, Cnidaria, Hydrozoa, Anthoathecata, Hydridae. The record is from RefSeq and is a predicted model, not a curated record.